Messenger RNA from Physella acuta, 937 nucleotides. RefSeq names its product THUMP domain-containing protein 1-like. Gene Ontology annotation, molecular function: RNA binding. The record is from RefSeq and is a predicted model, not a curated record. Gene Ontology annotation, biological process: tRNA modification. Lineage: Eukaryota; Metazoa; Mollusca; Gastropoda; Physidae.
UCAAGAUCUGUGCAGCAAAAUGUCAACUGAGAAAAAAGGAAAGAAAAGAAGCAAGUCCUUCUAUAGAAAAUCUGCAUAUGGAUCAAAGCGUCCUAGUCCUGGGGCUAAUAUUUUACAAAAAGGCAUGAAAGGAUUUCUUGUCAUGUGCAAUAGCAAUAAAAGUAGUGCAGUCAGAGAGUGCUACAAUAUCCUAAAUGAAUGUACCGAUCAGUUAUAUGGUCCAAGUCAGGUAAUGACAGACACCCACCAAGUAAACAAUAAUACAAACCAAGACAGUGAUGAUGAAGAUGAUGAUAAUGAUCUGGAGAAAGCACUAAAAAAAGAAGUUCCAGGAUUAAAAACCUAAACACCAGUACAAAAUAGAUUCCAAAAUGUACUGAGCAAUGCUAAAAAUUGUGUCUUCAUCAGCACAACUGUGGAAGAUCCUAUAAAACUGGUGACAGGUAUAAUGGAGGAUAUAGCCCAGCAUGGUUUGAAGAAAGCUCGUUACGCAGCUCGUAUUUUGCCAAUUGUAGGCACCUGCAAAGCACACACAGAUGACAUUGAAACGACUGCAUCUACUGUGUUACAUCCCAUCUUUUGUGAUUAUCCCCCGCCACGUACACUGUUUUGUUUAAAAUCUAGAAACAACAAUGGGAACACGUGUCCUAAAACACAGGUAAUUCCAGCUAUCACGCGGGCUGUGGAGAAGGUUAAUUCCAGGUUAACUUUUUCUUGGAAUGACUACCAGGUAGCUAUAGGCCUACUGGUAGAAGUUUUGUGCACGGUGUGCUGUAUAGGGGUAGCACCUGAUUAUAUAAGGCUGCGCAAGUACAACCUACAAGAGCUGCAGCAGGGUCCUAAAAUAAUAGAGAAACUUGGUCCUAAAGAAUCAUCUGAGGUACACCCUACACAAAAUAAUUAUUGCUUAACUACUAAUCAAUUCCACUCACAGUAA